UCCCCACCGCUCCCCUGUGGAGGGUCCCUCUCCCUGGGUGAUCAUAGGAGCUCUACUGGGAGUCCUUCUGCUCUUUGUUCUGGUCCCUGCUGCUGUUUAUUCUCUGCGACGCAGAUACACCAAGCUCAGUGAAGACCAGCAGGUGGAGCUGCUGCCUUUUCACACAGAUGUGACCUAUUGUCGUAACGAGGGCCCACAUGCUGCCCCUCAGGAAGUCAACACGCUGGUGGUACCUGGUGUGGUCCAGUUGCUGGAGGGUGUUAGUGACAGACUACUGACCAGUCUGAGGGACGUCCUGGUGGACAGGAACCUGCUGACCCUGGGAAAGGAGCUGGGAGCUGGAGAGUUUGGCUCUGUCUACGAGGGGAUCUUUACUCAAGAGGAAGGGAUGGACAUCAAAGUAGCUGUCAAGACCAUGAGAGUUGGACUACACAGUCAGGAGGAUUUAGACUCGUUUCUGAAGGAAGCAGAGAUCAUGCAGCACUUUGACCAUAACAACGUUGUCAAACUUCUUGGGGUCACAUUGCAGCAGGAGCAGGAUUCUCCUCUGCCAGUCCCUCUGGUGAUCCUACCCUUCAUGAAGCAUGGAGACCUGCGCCGGUUCCUCAUCGCUGCCCGCUACGGGGAUAUUCCCAUGUUUGUGCCUCACCAGAGUCUUCUGCGCUUCAUGGUUGACAUUGCAGCAGGGAUGGAGUAUCUGAGUUCACAGGGCUUUUGCACAGGGACCUGGCUGCACGCAACUGCAUGUUGGGGGACGACUUGCGUGUGUGUGUGGCUGACUUCGGCCUCUCCAAGAAGAUAUACAGCAACAACUACUACAGACAGACAGUGGCUAUCCGCAUGCCAGUCAAGUGGAUGGCCAUAGAGAGCCUAUCAGAGUCCAUCUCUACCAGCAAGAGUGACGUGUGGUCAUUUGGGGUCACCAUGUGGGAGAUAGUGUCCAGGGGAAGGA
Coregonus clupeaformis (lake whitefish) is the source of this 952-nucleotide messenger RNA. Its product is annotated as tyrosine-protein kinase receptor TYRO3-like. Gene Ontology annotation, cellular component: signaling receptor complex. Gene Ontology annotation, molecular function: transmembrane receptor protein tyrosine kinase activity; ATP binding. The record is from RefSeq and is a predicted model, not a curated record. Gene Ontology annotation, biological process: positive regulation of kinase activity; multicellular organism development; cell surface receptor protein tyrosine kinase signaling pathway. NCBI's taxonomy places the organism in Eukaryota, Metazoa, Chordata, Actinopteri, Salmoniformes, Salmonidae. The transcript has 9 exons. The coding region runs from base 389 to 865 and encodes 158 amino acids.